Messenger RNA from Rosa chinensis, 777 nucleotides. RefSeq names its product secreted RxLR effector protein 161-like. The record is from RefSeq and is a predicted model, not a curated record. The transcript has a single exon. Bases 1 to 777 code for a protein of 258 amino acids. NCBI's taxonomy places the organism in Eukaryota, Viridiplantae, Streptophyta, Magnoliopsida, Rosales, Rosaceae.
AUGACACAACUAAGGAAGGAAUUCGACAUAAAGGAUCUAGAAACUGCACAACAGAUCCUAGGAGUGAAGAUAAGGAGGGACAGAGAAGCGGGAAAAAUAUGGCUGUUUUAUGAACCUGUGUCUACUCCACCAGUAGCACACUUCCAGUUAAGUGUGCAGAGAUCAUCUACGAAGGAGUUAGAUAAGAUGAUGAAUGUGUCUUAUGCAAGAGUAGUGGGAUGUCUUAUCUAUGCUAGAAUUUGCACAAGACCAGGUUUAGCUCAAGCAUUGAGCAUUGUGUCAAAGUAUAAGGUGAAUCCGGGUAGACGGCACUGGCAAGUAGUGAAGUGGAUUCUGUAUUACUUGAGAGUCACGAAAGAGCAUGAAUCUGUGUUUGAAAGACAACAAGAACAAGCAUACAUUGCUGGUCCUAAGGGUUCAGAUUUGGCAGGAGACGUAGACAAGACAAGACCUGCAACAAGUUAUGUUUUUACUUGUGGUGAAGGUUUAGUGAGCUGUAGAGCAACUAUGGAAUCAGCUACGACGUUGUCUACCACUGAAGUAGAUUGUAUGGCACUAACAGAAGCUUCCGCAGAGGCAUUAUGGCUUAAUGGAUUAAUGAGUGAGUUUGGAAUUCAACAAGAAGUUGUGAUGAAGAAUGGGUUCAUCAAUUUGUCAAGGAAUCAAGUGCUUCAAGCAGGGACGAAACAUAUUGAUGUUCAUGGUCAUCAAAGCGAAGGUUGGGUCAACUUAAGGAAGAUAACAACUGAGAAAGUUCAUUCAGGGGAGAAUGUCUAG